ACUUCCAUGAAACUUUUGCCUUUUUCUCCUGCUCAAUAUUUCCCCAUAAGAACUUAGAACACAGCUGCUCUACCUCCCUUAUGACUUUCUUAGGUAGCUGAAUUACACUCAUCCAGAAGUGAGUCGGGCUUGCUAACACAGCAGUGACUAGCUGGAAUUUCCCAGCAUAGGUGAGUGUGAGAGGUUGCCAGCCCUGUAUUCUUUGUGUAAACAAGUGUGUUGCAGAUAUUAUGAGGGGAAAAAAAAAAAAAAAAAAAAAAAAAACAUGUGUGUGGCAGGUGUUCUUUUUACUGCCAUCUGCAUUCUCUCCCUUAAGUCUUUGCUUGGCCAAUUAUGAUCCUGAUCGGGUGAGGAAACUGAAUUCUCUAUGCACAUAUUUUUGUCUCAGAUCAAUCUUGUAUUUCUCUCCGUUGUUUGCUUGGAAACAGCUGGUGGAAUUCCAGGACUGUUGUUAACUUUAACUGGCAUUGGAGAUAAGUGAAUGGUGGUAAGCAUUGGUUCUGACACAAGCAAAUCAAUGGACCCUUUUGUGCUCGUUGAGACGGCGAAGAUGAAGUCAUCAAAAUAUCGGCGCAUCUUACUCCGAAGGAGAUGUUUUUCAGAAAGAUCUGAAGUAAACCUGAGUGGUAUGUUGGUGAUACAUAUACUUCAGCUAACUGCCCAAAAUUAUGAGCAAGUUUGACCCUGGAAAGACCAAGUCCCUCGGUUUGAGACCCGGGCCCAUCUAUAGCGAAUCUGGGAAAUCUGUGAUGUCAGACCGCAACAACAUCAUGUUUCACCGGAAAGAUGUGAUGGGUCCUCAUGUUCCAGGUCGCAUUAUGUUCCUUUUGACUGCCAAGCAGAGGCUCAUGUAGAUGAUCUGUUAUAAAUGGCACCUCCUGAUGGUUACUGCUCUGGUGAUUCACCAGAGGAUGAUCAUACAGUAAAUUAUAUCGUCCAUUUAAACCCGUCAUCUGUCAAUGCAAUCCCAAUUAUGGGAAGUGCAUAGGGAAAUUCAGUUCAGCACAACAUGUUGCAGCUGGGCACCAAACGUGAGUGCAAUUUGUUGAAUGUUGUCUGAUGGAUGGACUGGAUCGGCAUGUGCUUCAUUUUUUGCUCCCCUGUAACUGUUUUUUGUUUUGUUCUGUUAACAGGCUAAAUGUGGAAAUUCCUCUUAUGAAAUCCAGAGAGUUGCAGCGCACGACUUAAUUACUUGUGCUCCAGUUGUUUCCAGCCCCGGGAUUCUGGUCACUGCAGCACAUAAAUAACAGAACGUUAGACUCUUCGAGCGAGGUUGGUCUAACUGGAUUGCAGUCUGCACUUCUAGAUUCUUGAUAGCAAUAUUUUAUGGACCCUUCUAUUUCUGGGUUUUCGCAGGAUGUUCCAACCAUGGCCAACUAUACCAUAUAUCUAACGAAAAUCUGCCUAAGGCAGGAUCUUUAGAAACUUGGGGGACUUGCUCGGAAGUAAACUUGCUCCUUUUUCUCAUUCUAGUAGCUUUUCUUUUCGCAGUUGUUAACUUCGAUGUUCACGACUUGGAGAUCUUCCCACCAAAAAACAUGUCAGGGUUCAACCCUGUCGUCUUCCAGACCACACCAACUAAACAUUUUCAACGGGCCCUCUCCCUUUUUAUCCCAAGGUAAACGACGCGGCCGUCUAUUUUGUUCCUUCUUAUUUUUAUUGGCUGGGAUUCCUUCAGGAUGCUUUUGUCCGUUUAAAACUUGUUUUGCUCCUCCCCUGCUGCUAACUUGUUAUUUGGAUUCCAACCAAACUCCUUUGACGACUAUUCGGUUGCGUCCUUGUUUUUAGCGGUUUCUUAGAACUUGUUGUUUUCUUCUGAAUAACGACAACUGUUUUGCUUUGUGAGACACUACAAGCAAAUCAGAAAUCAGACAUCAAUCCAUCAUUAUCAGCUCUUGGACGGAAUGAUCCCAAGAGCACAAAAGUACUGCAUAAUCCCAGGGAAUAUAGGAAAAAAGAAAGGAACAGGUUCUUGAAUACAACUACAACUUCUUGUCCUGUUCCCAAAAUUAGGCGGGUGGAUGGUUAUUUUCACGCAUCAGUACUAGGCGGGCACGCCAGUUUAAUGAUGUCGAUGAUUUCUAGGAGCUAGCGUUGUUUGGCUAUGGAUGCGCCCCCCAUAUAAAAGCAGCUAACAUGGUAUUUAACUGUUCUCAGGAAACCACACCAAAAAUCCCAAAACAAGGCAGUAGUAGAAAGCAAGGGGAGGGCCGAGGGAAGCCAUGGCAUGCAGCUCAGUGGCGGCAUCUCCGGCAGGUACAGCUUCUACAACGCAGCACUUGUUGAAAGAGCACUACAAUGGGCUCUGGCGUUCGGAUUCAGGCAAAGACUUGAGUAGGUGUCAACAAGCUAACAUCCGGAGGUCGUAUUCUGACGAUCACCUAUUAUUAUGCAAAUCCGUGAACUGCAAUAUACGCGCCUGCUCAUCAGUGCAGCCUAAAUUGAAGAGCAGCCGUUCGUUUGGAUUCCCGUUAUUCCAAAUGUCGGGCAAUUCUUCCUUCAUCCCAGACCCAGUUAAGUCCCUUCUACUGUUUGACCCAUUGUCGACGGCGAGGGAAGAGGAUCAUCGUGAUCAGGAGGAGGUGGCAAGCACUAGUGAAGUCGAGAGGUCUGAACAAGAGAGCAGGGAGAUGAUAAGUAACGACAACAUCGACGAGGGGGUUAAGAGAGCGAAUUGGGUGGAGAGGCUCUUAGAAAUCAGAAGCCAUUGGAGGAAGAAUAUUAGACAACAGAAGAAAGAUGACCAUAACAUGGUCAUGGACUCUUCUUCUGAUGAUGAUCAUCAUCAUGUCGAUAAAACUGGUUGUGACUAUGAUUGUUAUAAUGGUGAUGAUGAAAAUUCUGGUUGUAUGGUUGAUUACAAUAGCUCAGAAGAAGAAGAGAAUGAGUACAAUGAGAGGGAGACCUUCUCCAGACUCUUGACGCGUGUUCCUUGGUCUGAUACUAAGCUGUUCUCCAAAUUGGCUUUCUUGUGCAACAUGGCUUAUGUUAUACCUGACAUUAAGGCCAAUGAUCUGAAACGACAUUAUGGGCUCCAGUUUGUGACAUCAUCUUUAGAAAAGAAAGCUGAGGUGGCUGCAAUGAAAGCGAAGCUUGAUGACGGAGAUUCUACUUAUGUUUUACCUGCAAUUUCUGAGCAACCUAGUGGGAGCCAAGAAGAGCACAAGUGUCGUCCUGAAGUUGCUUACGAGAUUGCGGUUUCUGCAGCUUCUUAUGUUCAAUCACGGGCGAAGGAAAUUCACUCAGAUCAGAGCUCUUCUUAUUCAGACCAACCUCAUCCAUUAAACAAAAAAUCACCGUCGGAGGUGGCAGCAUAUGUUGCUGCAUCAACUAUGACAGCAGUUGUUGCAGCAGGAGAGAAGGACAAACAGGAGACCGCAAAUAACCUCCAGUCCCUCCAGUCAUCCCCUUGUGAAUGGUUCAUUUGUGACGAUUCCAGUACUUAUACUCGUUCUUUCGUAAUUCAAGGUUCAGACUCCUUUGCUUCUUGGCAGGCAAACCUCUUCUUCGAACCUGCCAAGUUUGAGGGAACUGAUGUGCUGGUUCACAGAGGGAUUUAUGAAGCAGCCAAGGGAAUAUAUGACCAAUUUAUGCCAGAGAUUAUGAGUCAUUUGGAGAGCUAUGGAGAUCGUGCAAAGCUGCAGUUUACAGGUCACUCACUAGGGGGUAGCCUAUCGCUUCUGAUCCACUUGAUGCUGCUGACGAGGAAGGUAGUUACGAAUCCAUCUAUCCUCCGACCAGUGGUCACUUUCGGCUCCCCUUUCGUGUUUUGUGGGGGUAAGAAGGUGCUCAGCAACUUGGGAUUGGAUGAAUCGCACAUUCACUCUGUUAUCAUGCACAGGGACAUCGUCCCAAGAGCUUUCUCCUGCAACUAUCCCGACCAUGUGGCACUACUCCUCAAGCGUUUGAAUGGAACCUUCAGAUCCCACCCUUGCCUUAAUAAGCAGAAGAUGCUGUACUCGCCUCUCGGGAAGCUGUUCAUCCUCCAGCCUGAAGAGGAAUCAUCCCCUGCACAUCCUUUAAUGCCGUCGGGAAGUGGCUUCUAUACUUUAGAUGAUCCGAAGCUUGGGAACUACUCCGAUGGCAACGACUCCAAGUCCUCCAAGGGUAGUGCCCUCAAGGCAUUUCUGAACCGCCCUCACCCACUGGAAACUCUGAGUAACCCUACAGCCUAUGGUUCCGAAGGCACAAUCCUGCGAGACCAUGACUCGGGUAACUACCUCAAGGCAUUGCAUGGCCUCGUGAGGCAAAAAACGAAAGCAACGACCAUGAAAGCAAUGAAGCAACUGAAUAAUAACGUCUUGUGGCCGCUACUAAAGGCACCCUCUCCUCAUUCUUGGGAUGAUCAGUAUUGUAACAUUACUGGAAGUAACGAUGUGGAGAACAAGUUGGUGUUGGUGAAUAAGGAAGUAAUGACGGGAGCCUGAGUUCAAUUUUUUUUUUUUCUUUCUUCUUUCUAGGUUCCACUUAUUAGUCAUUCAAUCUCCUCUUCAUCAUUUGCUCUAUUAUUUCAGAUAUCCUCCAUAUGUAGAUCUUUUGUGAAUUGUGAUACACACGCAACGAGCUUGUUUGUCAAUAAUGUGAUACGUAUAUUGAUUCAAAUACAUUUAUAUUCCAUCACUUAAUGGAGCUAAGUUGAAGUUAGGGAAGAUAGCCCCUCAAGUUUGAGUUUUCUCAUUUAGAAUUUUGGCACCGUCACAUAUUUUCAUUCUUUUAAAAUAUAAAAAUUGGGUUCACUGUCUUUCCAAAUUGCAAGUUGCUUCUGGGUUCUUGUACUUUCCAUCGCCAUUCUGUUGUGCACAUUGCCCCAAAAGUCCCAAUGACAAAGCCACCUCUUGAUUAUUGUGGUACCUCCUCCCGUUGAUCCGUUGACAUUCAACUUUCUACAGAAUACCUGACUUCCUAUUUGUUAGACACUGUCAGCAGAGAUUGUUGUCUAACAUAUGAAGAAGAAGGUUGAAUCCAAAUAGAGGAAGGAUUGCAGAGUUGAAGAAUGAAGGCGUUUCAGAAAU
Linum trigynum is the source of this 5012-nucleotide messenger RNA. Lineage: Eukaryota; Viridiplantae; Streptophyta; Magnoliopsida; Malpighiales; Linaceae. The record is from the annotation of a GenBank genome assembly.